CACAGCCAGGCCAGGCUGGCCCACCACUGCUUCCAUGCUAACCUUUUGCACAGAAAUGGAUUAACUGUUUUUCCAAAAAUGUUUUCACGUCUUAUUUAGAGAACAAUGAGAUCUCUCCUGAAGAUGUUUCCACAAUCAGGGAAAUCGAUUGUCUUUGACAACUUUCCAGAUCCCACUGACGCCUGGGACAUCAUCGAGACAAUCGGGAAAGGGACCUACGGAAAAGUCUACAAGGUGCUCAACAAACUUGAUGGAAGUAAAGCUGCUGUAAAGAUACUGGACCCCAUCCAUGAUAUUGAUGAGGAGAUCGAAGCAGAGUACAACAUUCUCAAAGCUCUUUCUGACCAUGCCAAUGUUGUCAAAUUCUACGGGAUGUACUACAAGAAGGACGUGAAAUGUGGAGACCAGUUGUGGCUAGUACUGGAGCUCUGCAAUGGUGGCUCUGUGACAGAUUUGGCUAAGGGCAUGCUGAAGAGGGGAGACAGAAUGGAUGAAGCCAUUAUUGCCUACAUCUUGCAUGAGGCCCUCAUGGGUCUCCAGCACCUGCAUGUCAACAAGACCAUCCACCGUGACGUCAAAGGCAAUAACAUCCUGCUAACGACACAUGGAGGGGUCAAGCUUGUGGAUUUUGGUGUUUCAGCCCAGCUGACAAAUACCCGUCUGAGGAGGAACACCUCUGUGGGAACUCCCUUCUGGAUGGCUCCUGAGGUGAUAGCAUGUGAGCAGCAGCUGGACUCAACCUACGACGCUCGCUGUGACGUCUGGUCACUCGGCAUCACCGCCAUAGAGCUGGGAGAUGGAGACCCACCCCUCUCUGAACUUCACCCAAUGAGAGCCCUUUUCAAGAUACCCAGAAAUCCUCCACCUACUCUCCACCAGCCGGAGCUCUGGUCAGAUGACUUUAAUGACUUCAUCUGCAAAUGUCUGAUUAAGGACUUUGAGCUGAGACCAAAUGUGCUAGACCUGCUCCAGCAUGUGUUCAUCAAACGGAUUGUUGGCAGAGAGAAAAUACUGCAGAAACAAUUGAUUGAACUCAUUGAUCUCAACCAACAAAUAGGAGUCAUCGAAAAAACAAGCCAUCAUGGAAAGACAGAAAGAAGCACAGACAGUAAUGACAGGCAUGAACGCAUUCAUACUAAAAGAGGAGGCCAUAUGAAGACACAGACUGACCCAGAUGAGGUGGACGACCUCGCCACCCUCGAAGUUCUAGAUGAGAACACAGUCACAGAGCAGCUCCAGAGCCGCUAUGGACGAGAUCAAAUCUACACGUAUGUGGGAGACAUCCUCAUCGCAGUCAAUCCUUUCCAUAAGAUGGAGAUAUACACCCCUGAGUACACCAAGAUGUACAUAGGAGCGAAGCGUACAGCUAAUCCACCACACAUCUUCGCUGUGGCUGACAUUGCCUACCAGUCCAUGGUGUCAUAUAAUGCAGACCAGUGUGUGGUGAUCAGUGGGGAAAGUGGAGCAGGAAAAACAGAGGGUGCUCAUCUGUUGGUACAGCAGCUGACAGUUCUCGGAAAGGCUAAUAAUCGGACUCUCCAGGAGAAGAUCCUGCUGGUCAAUAGCCUGGUGGAGGCAUUUGGAAACGCCUGCACCGUCAUCAAUGACAACUCCAGCCGCUUUGGCAAGUACCUGGAGAUGAGGUUCACCUGCGGAGGAACAGUGGUUGGAGCACAGAUAUCUGAGUACUUGCUGGAGAAGUCGAGAGUCAUCCACCAGGCAGUAGGAGAGAAGAACUUCCACAUCUUCUACUACAUUUACGCCGGCCUGGCUGACAGGAAGAAACUCGCCCACUACAAGCUCUCUGACAACAAAACACCUAAGUAUCUGUGUAAUGAGCACAUUAAAUUAGGGCCUGACAUAGUGAGCAACACCUUCUACAAGGAGCAGUUUGAUGCGGUGGAGCAGUGUUUCAAAGUCAUUGGAUUCACCCUGGAGGAGCUGGGCAGUGUUUACAGCACUCUGGCUGCCGUCCUCAACUCCGGCGAUAUCGAGUUUUCUCCGGUUGCCUCGGAGCACCAAACUGACAAGAGUGACAUCUCCAACAUUUCUGUCCUGGAGAACGUGGCAUCACUGCUGUGUAUCCGCUCAGAUGAGCUCCAGGAAGCCCUGACCUCCCACUGUGUUGUGGCCCGGGGAGAGACGAUCGUCAGGCCAAACACGGUGGAAAAAGCUGCGGAGGUGAGGGACGCCAUGAGCAAGGCUCUCUACGGCCGUCUCUUCAGCUGGAUCGUCAACCGCAUCAACGCCCUGCUGCGGCCCGACAGCAACCUAGGAGAGAAUGACAAGGGCUUGAACAUUGGCAUCCUGGACAUCUUCGGUUUCGAGAACUUCAAGAAGAACUCUUUCGAGCAGCUCUGCAUCAACAUCGCCAACGAGCAGAUCCAGUUUUACUUCAACCAGCACAUAUUCGCUUGGGAACAGGAUGAGUACCUGAAUGAGGAGGUGGACGCUCGGAUGAUUGAGUAUGAAGACAACCGGCCCCUCCUGGACCUGUUCCUGCAGAAGCCCAUGGGGAUGCUCUCACUUCUGGAUGAGGAGAGUCGCUUUCCGCAGGCCACCGACCAGACCCUCGUAGAGAAAUUUGAAGAUAACCUGAAGACGAAAAGCUUCUGGAGACCAAAGAGGGUCGACCUCGGCUUUGGUAUUCACCACUACGCUGGGAAGGUGAUUUACAAUGCUGCAGGCUUCUUGGCCAAAAACAGGGACACGCUACCAGCUGACAUCGUCCUGCUGCUGAGGUCGUCAGAAAACGAGCUCACUCGCAAACUUGUCACCCAUCCCCUCACCAAAACAGGCAACCUUGCCCACACCAAGGGUAAAGGCAUAAACACAAUGCGCAGCCCACGGACCCCAACACGCACCAUCACCUUUGCCAAGAUGGGAGUGCUAACCUUAUACAGUUCUUUUUCUUUCAGUGAGCCUUCUCGGGAAUUAAAGCUCACCCCCUCAAAAAAAUGCUUGCUUCCUGUGCCUCUCGAUGACACAGUUCAAAUGCAAACGCUGGGUGAACCCACAGACCAGCCUUACCACCCGAGAGAAACCACCAAUAUGAGAACACAGACAGUGGCCUCCUACUUCAGAUACUCUCUGAUGGACCUGCUGUCUAAGAUGGUGGCAGGGCAGCCUCACUUUGUUCGCUGUAUCAAACCAAACAACGAUCGCCAUGCCAAUAAGUUUGACCGGGAGAAGGUGCUGGUUCAGCUGCGAUACACCGGAGUCCUGGAGACCGCAAAGAUCAGACGACAGGGCUACUCUCAUCGCAUCCUGUUUGCUAACUUCAUAAAGAGGUACUACAUCUUGGCUUUCCAUGCUCAUGAAGAGCCAGCUGCAACUCAAGAAGCAUGCGCCGCAAUACUAGAGAAGGCCAAGCUGGAGAACUGGGCAAUGGGGAAGACUAAGGUGUUUCUCAAAUACUACCACGUUGAACAUCUGAACCUGAUGGUGCAGCAGGCCACACAGCGGAUCAUUCUGCUCCAGGCUUAUGUCAGAGGCUGGCUCGGAGCAAAACGAUACCGGCGGAUAUUAAAAGAGCGAGAACAGAGUGCUCUGGUGCUGCAGUCAGCUUACAGAGGUCAUAAAGUUCGGAAGAGGGUGGCUGAUGACAAAAGCAAAGCAAAGUUUGAGGCCUUCAUUGUCCAGUUUCAGGCUGUUUGCAGGGGCUAUCUUGCAAAAAAGAAAUACAAGGAGUUGGUAGAUGAGAAAAACAAAGCUGCGACCAAGAUUCAGGCUCGCUACAGAGGGCACAAGGAGAGGAAGAGCUUCAAAAGAAAACGGGAAGCCAAAGAGAAAGAGAAAGCAGAGAAGGCCCUUAAAGAACAAGAGGAAGAGACUCCUGAACCAGAGACGAUCACCAGUGAAGAAAAACCUGCUGCUCCUGACAACGAAGUAACAAACGAGGAAGACGAAACUAAGGCUGCGGUGGUUCUCCAGAGCAACUUCAGAGGCUACAAAGAGAGAAAAAAGUUUAAGGAGAGGAAAAAGACGAUGGCUGGGGCCGAGCUAGAGUUACCACCAAACGUAGUGACAGAGCAAGAGGAGCCUACCAGCAAAGAGGAGGAAGGGGAGAAGACAGGUAAUAUACAAGAGGAGAAUGAAGAUGAGGAGGAAAGUACUUAUGAUGCAGAAGAGAAUGAUGACAGUGAUCACACGCAGGUACCAGAGGAUGACGAACACACAGAACUGGUAGAUGAAGCGGUUAUUGAGGAUGCACCGGCAGCAGAUGCUGUGAAAGAAGAGCAGGAGGAGGAUAAGAAGGAGGAGAAUCGUCAAGAAAAGGCUGCAGGGGAAGAGGCUCCUAACGUAGAAGAAGAAACCAAGGCUGCCACUGUCCUCCAGAGUAAUUUUAGAGGUCACAAAGAGAGGAAGAGGUUGCAGGAUGAAGGCAAGAUCCCAGCUAAGAAACAGAAACCAAAAAGUCCUACUGCUGAAGAAGAAGUGCCCACAGUGAGCAGCCCUACAGGUGAGGAAGAUGUGCCCCCAGCUCAAGCACCAGCAGAGGAAGUCAGCAGUGAAGUAACAGAAAAGGAAGAAGAAUCCACAGUAGCUCAAGAUGCUGCAGAUGUUUCUUCAAGCGAUGUCAAGUCAGAGGACCCAGACGAGGCCAAAGCAGCUGUGGUGCUUCAGAGCAACUUCCGCGGCCACAAGGAGCGCAAACGACUCGAGGAGGAAGGAAAGAUCCCGAAGAAGAAGAGAAAGAAGGAGGAGGAAGUUACACCAGAACCUCCAAAAGAAGAAGAGGAACAGGUAGUGCAGACAGAAGAGUCAGUGCCGGAAUCCCAGCCGGAUGCUUCUGCUGAGAGCCCAGAGGGACUGGACGAGGAAAAAGCUGCUACAGUCCUUCAGAGUAACUUCAGAGGCCAUCGGGAUCGAAAGAAACUGAAAGCAGAGAGGGAAAUGAAAAACAAAGCAAAGGAAGAAGCUGCCAAUGAUGUAGAAGAGGAAACUAAAGAGGAGGCAGAGGAAGCAGUCCUGGAUGUUGAGGACGUGAUGAUAGAACGUAAAGAGGAGACAGAUGCUGAAAAAGAGAGACUGGAGGAAGAGCAGGCUGCAGUGAAGAUACAGAGCAACUUCAGAGGGUACAAGGACAGAAAGAACCUGAAGGCCAGCAGGCAGACAGCUCAGACAGAAGCUUCACAACUAGAGAACUUCUCCAAACAGAUCACAAAGACUUCUCAGGACUUUCUGGCCCUGCAGCAGAAGUUGAAUGAGAUCAUCCAGGCCCAUCAAUCAAACCCCGAGAGCAAUGGCAUGUUUGUGAGAGGAAAAGCAAUCAAUGGCUAUGCUCCCCAGAUUCACCAAUCAACAGAGAAGAGAAAGUCUAGGACCCCCCGCCGGACCCAGCAGCCAAAGACCCUCAACACACCAGAGGACUCCACCUAUUACACCCUGAUUCAUCGGUCUGUCCAGGAUGAUAAACGCAAGCCCAGGAAAGAGGAUCCAGGGAAGCUGCUGGAUGUGGAUGACCACUACUACCGUGAACUGUCCACCAGCAAGUCUGAACCCUGCAUCCCCACAGAGGAGACGCCACCCAGCAGCCUGCCCGAGAGACGGCAGUCGAUACAGAGGAGAGGGUCUACAGAGACGAGGCGGUCCACAGAGCAGGAACCAGCUGCUGCCAGCAGACAGACCAGAGAGAGGGCCGUCACUGAACCAGCACCUCCCAAACCUGUCAGUGACAACAGGCGCUCCGUUCCCAGAAUGCCCUCCACAGAGAGUCGGACUGACGACAACCCGUAUGACUUCAGACAUCUACUGAGGAAGACUUCACAGAGACGAAGGCUCAUCAAACAGUACUGAUCACACGACUGAACUUUUUUAGCCAUUUGGCCCAUAAUCUGUCAGGAUCUGAAUGUGGCAGUGUGUUAUCAUGUGUCAUGCUACAUGAUAUGUUAGUAUUUGAUUGGUCACAGCUUCUUCAUAAACCUUUGAAAUGAAACAGAAAUGAAAACUGCAUUGAUUAUAAGUCACCGCUGUUCUUAUUAAUCUAAAAGCAGGACAGGAUGAAGGUUAAUGUAAAUAAUAAAAUGUCACAUACUUAAAUCUGUAAAUGAAGGUUUUAUUUAUGUCAUUUGUAAACUAGGCGUUUUUGCUCAUGUGUGCUGUAUCCAUUUCCUCUCUGGUUUGGUAAAUAUUGUGUUUGAGGUUAUAUAUUUAAACUAGAAUUGUGUAAAAUAUCUAGAGAUCGUGUAAAUACAAAAGCCAUGCUCUUUCACUUGAAUACUUUACAUUUCAAUCCAUUUUGAAGGAUGUAUUUUCUGAAAAAAAAAAAAAAAAGCUGCUUCAGUGUUUCAGUGUUUCUCUCUGUUUUGUUCAUUUAAACAUAAAAUGUAUCAAAUUCCUUGUGAUGUUUGAUUUAUCUAACA
Molecule: messenger RNA, 6365 nt
Organism: Epinephelus lanceolatus (giant grouper)
Lineage: Eukaryota; Metazoa; Chordata; Actinopteri; Perciformes; Serranidae
Source: RefSeq, a predicted model, not a curated record